CGUUGUUUGGCGUGUUUGUGAUCAAGCUUGCAGAGUCACAGUCAGCAGUUGCCCGACUCGCUCCUAACCAGAAGUGUUCCGUGAUAGAUACUCCGCGGUUUGGCAGUGCGCUUUUGUUCGAUGUAAAAAAAAAAUAAGCCAGCAGUUUUUAAUUACUCAUCUCGAGCAUACGUCGUGCGUCGGAACUCACUCAGUGCGAUUGCAUAAGUAAAAGCCAAGUCGUUUAUCGGUACGCGUUGAAUGUAUCUGAAGAAAUAACAACAUUAUUUGAGCAAAUAUCGAAGAAAUCAGUGACAGUGGAGGAAUUUAGAAGAUUUAGAACAAUGUUGAACUGUGCGGAUUUGGUGCAAUUCGACCAGUACAGCUUGCAGCUGUACAACUACGCCAUGGUUGAACGUUUCCGGACGAAUCAAUUUUUCAACUAUGGAAACAUUGUGGCCGACCCGCGAACGCUGUCGAGAUUCUUCAAACCGUCGGUGUAUGUGAACAACCCGGCGGAAGUGGGACCCAGUGCACUACUGGCCGACGCUAGUAAGCUGGCGUCCGCACCGAAGCCACAGUACAGCUACAUAGGACUGAUUGCGAUCGCCAUUCUGAGCUCGCCCGAGAGGAAACUUGUCUUGUCGGAUAUCUAUCAGCACAUUCUGGACAAUUACAGCUACUUCCGAAGUCGUGGCCCUGGUUGGAGGAAUUCCAUCCGACACAACCUUUCGUUGAACGAUUGCUUCAUCAAAGCGGGUCGAUCGGCUCACGGCAAGGGCCACUACUGGGCCGUUCAUCCAGCCAACGUGGACGACUUCCUGAAGGGAGAUUUCCGACGGAGAAAAGCCCAACGCAAGGUCCGUCGUCACAUGGGUCUCACAUCGGACGACGAUAUUUUCGACAACAGCUCACCAAGACAAUUCUUCCCCGCGAUACCUUCCUCACCAGUUAUGAACCCGGCCGCAUAUAUGCCAACCGCCACAGAACCACUGAACCAAGCAGCGGCUGCUGCUGCAGCCGUUUGUGUAUAUCCAACCACCGUGGAGCAACAGCAUGCCAUCAUCAAGGGUGCAAUGGAGAAUUUUUCCCGCAAACGACAAUUCGACGUGGAAUCCCUGCUCAGACCCGAUGAUGCAAAUUCUCCGCCAUCCACUGCCUCUCAGGAGCCGCCUGAGAAGAAGUUCAGACUGGCAGAAGUUUCAACGAUUGUGCUACCACCUCUCACACACCAUUCCCACCCGCUGGCCGCAUUUGGAACCCUCGCAGGACUACCCAAAAUGCUCCCGAAGCAAACCUAGACUAGGAAUCAUCACUCGUCACCGAUGAUCCCGAAGUAUCCAGCUGUCUAAUAAAUCAAUGUAGCAAGAGCUGUUUCCAAUCCCGGAGCAACUUAUGUGUCCUCCGCAAAAAUUACCGUGGACUAUAGCCUCUUACUAACUGUGAGCCCCCCUCCGAGCGAUGGUGUGGAGUUGUUGUACCUAUUUUGUGUUACGUUCUAUGUAACGAAGAAAGUAUUAUAUAAUUUUAAUUUAAGACUAAGUGCACCCUACUUGGAAUGUGUAAAGAAUAUUACGUCGUAUAAAUAUAAUCUAC
Toxorhynchites rutilus septentrionalis is the source of this 1575-nucleotide messenger RNA. Its product is annotated as fork head domain-containing protein FD5-like. Gene Ontology annotation, biological process: cell differentiation; anatomical structure morphogenesis; regulation of transcription by RNA polymerase II. Lineage: Eukaryota; Metazoa; Arthropoda; Insecta; Diptera; Culicidae. The record is from RefSeq and is a predicted model, not a curated record. Bases 324 to 1280 code for a protein of 318 amino acids. The transcript has a single exon. Gene Ontology annotation, molecular function: RNA polymerase II cis-regulatory region sequence-specific DNA binding; DNA-binding transcription factor activity, RNA polymerase II-specific.